AGAGAGGACGCCAUAUUGAUAAAACUAGUGUAAACAGUGAAACGAGAUUGUUUCAAAGCGAUCUUUUUCUUGUCUUCCACGGUUUGGGUGUUUCAAGACAACAAUUUGAUAUGGGAGAAGUGUAUGCACCUACGGGUCAGUCUGAAGCAGCACAACUUCUAGCCACUUUCUGGCCAAGGCAAAUGCAAGAAAUCAGAAAUAUGAAUACAAAUGAUUUCAAAGUUCAAGAGUUACCAUUAGCAAGAAUCAAGAAGAUAAUGAAGCAAGAUGAGGAAGUCAAAAUGAUCAGUGCAGAGGCUCCUGUUCUAUUUGCAAAAGCAGCUCAAAUUUUUAUUAAUGAGUUGUCACUCAGAGCUUGGAUUCACACAGAAGAUAACAAGAGAAGAACCCUCCAGAGAAAUGACAUUGCUAUGGCAAUUACCAAGUUUGAUCAAUUUGAUUUUCUCAUUGAUAUUGUGCCAAGAGAUGAACUCAAACCUCCUAAGCGACAGGAUCCAAUUCGUCAGACAGUGGUUGCUCCUGAUCAAGUUCAGUACUACUUCCACCUUGCCCAACAUCAUGCAGUUUCAAUGCAACAGCAGCAGCAACAGCCUCAGCAAGGACAGCAGGCACCACAAGCACAACAGGCGCAACAACAGAUAGCAACACAAGUGCAACAACAGCAAGUGGCAGCCAGCACCCAGCCUCAGACUAUUAUAACUGGUGUGCCAACACAGCAAAUUGUCACCAUGGCACCUGGACAGGCUCAGAUGCUACAGAACCAACCACAGGAACAAAGUGAUGUUCAGUAUCCAGUCCAUUUUAACUCUCCACAAUUGCAGUACCUCCGUAUGCAGCAGAUUCAGCAACUUCAACAACAGCAACAACAACAGCAGCAGGCACAAGGCCAACAACAAGCGCAACAAACAACCCAACAACAACAGGCUGCACAACAGCCUGCACAAACAACUGCUGAACAGGCACAACAGCAGGCUCAGCAGCAAGCGCAGCAGGCCACUGCUCAGCCAACGGAGUUUACAUUCACUGCUGGAGGACAGAUUUACCAGCUUCAGCAACAUCCACACACUGGCGUUACUGCCGUGGCUGUAGCAGCACCACAGGGAACUUAUAUUCAGCAGCAAGGCGCCACAGCAGAACAAGCCUCACUCACAGCUACUGAAGCACAGCAACAGCAAUAG
Pocillopora verrucosa is the source of this 1178-nucleotide messenger RNA. The record is from RefSeq and is a predicted model, not a curated record. NCBI's taxonomy places the organism in Eukaryota, Metazoa, Cnidaria, Anthozoa, Scleractinia, Pocilloporidae.